AUGUCCAAAACAUCAACUGGAUUGACCGAUACGAAGCGACCUACCAUACCUGGUGAUAAUUUCGACUCAGAGGAGACCAGAAGCAAUCAAAGUAGAAACAGAAUACCAGGUAUUGUUCGUCAUUUGAUUAACAAGAAUGAGGCUGAUCUCAGCUUUGCCAGACUCUAUUCUCAACCCUCCACCAAGGCGGGCGGGUGCAGUGCUGCCAGUGGAAGUGAGAGCACAAAACAUACAGAGCAGUGGUGUAAUCCUCAAACAACAGGAGAUAUCGAUGAUAGAAAGAUGCAGGAUAAAUAG
Molecule: messenger RNA, 297 nt
Organism: Kwoniella shivajii
Lineage: Eukaryota; Fungi; Basidiomycota; Tremellomycetes; Tremellales; Cryptococcaceae
Exons: 2
Coding region: 1-297 (98 amino acids)
Source: RefSeq, a predicted model, not a curated record